Closterium sp. Yama58-4 is the source of this 1734-nucleotide messenger RNA. Lineage: Eukaryota; Viridiplantae; Streptophyta; Zygnematophyceae; Desmidiales; Closteriaceae. The record is from the annotation of a GenBank genome assembly.
AUGCCAUCUGUUCCCUCGCAUCUGCCAUCUGUCCCCCCCUGCAGUGAUGUGAGCAACAACAGCCUGUACGGGCGCAUCAGCCACAACUUCAACAGCAUGGUAGCAGACGGCGAUGCGCUCAUCAACCUCGCACACAACUUCUUCUACGGCGACGCCGUGCUCUUUGCCGCGGGCUGCCAGGUGUGCCCCGAGGAGAUCCCCCACCGCAACCAGCUGCAGCUGGGCGACAGCAGCGUGCGGGUGGCAGGGAUGUGCAGCGACACUGCCUCCGGUAGCUUGCGAGACUACUCGGUGGCGGGGGCAGGCAAGGGCGCCAGGGGGAGUCUCGCAGGCAACUGCCUGACGGUCAAACGGGACAACAAGUGCCCGUCUAAUGCCACUCAGCGCAGCACGGCAGCCUGCCAGGCGUUCUGCAGCAUCACGGACAACGGCCCGUGUGACGGCCAUGGGGCGUGUGUGCCGCCUGCACCGGCCGCCCCUGCCAACUCUGGGUACCAGACACCAGUCACCAACUUCACAUGCAUGUGCGACGCCGGGUACUCCUCCGUGGACCUGGGCAACGGCUCCACCUGCGCCAUUGUCAACUCCACCACCACUGCUGCUGGUGAGGCACCCGCACACAUGCACAACCCAUCUGGAGUCCAUGCUGUGCUCACAUCUCAUCUCCCCUCUGCUGCCCUUCCUGUAGCACUUCUCCGACUGAAUUUGCUCCACUCCCCACCCCUGUUCCCCCACCCCGCCUUCUUUACCCCUGGCAGCGUCCUCGCUUUCAACAGUAAGAUCGCCAACAAUGCUCCCAUGUCAUUCAUCCUAUUCUCACACCUCUUUCCCGUUCGCCCUGCCACCAUGCCUGCGCUACAGCUCACCCUCCCUGCCGCCACCACCGCUGCAUUCCUCCUCUACUUGCUUGCUCAAACCCUCGCUAAAUACCCUCUCUCGCUGCGCCAGAGGCUGCGCCUGGCACAAGGAUCAGCAGAGGGCUUGGCAUACCUGCAUGGGUUUGGCACGCCCAUCAUCCACCGCGACAUUAAGCCCGCCAACAUCCUCGUCUCAUCCGACAUGACGGCUAAGGUGGCAGAUUUUGGGCUGCUCAAGCAGCUCACUCAUGGCGAUGCUCAUGCCACCAGAGUGGCGGGCACACCCGGCUAUGUGGAUCCUGAUUACAACCGCACUGGCGUCAUCACAGCCAAGAGCGAUGUCUUCAGUCCUGGGUAUGCCCAUGCUAGAUUCAAUCAUGACGAUGCCCCCUGCACUGUCUUUCCUCCCUACGAUGCUACCUUGCGCCUUAGCUCUGUAUCAUGCCACUUGCUCCUCCACUGUUUACUGCGCGACCUCACGCCUUCUCCUAUUUAUUAUGCUGCCUCGCAUCGUCUGUUUCUUGUGGUGCAGGCGCAGCAGAGGGUGGAUGCAUAUGAGCCGGACGAGCUCAAGGACAGCAACCUGCAGGCCAGUGACGAGGCUGUGGUGGACUUUGCUGACCUGGCGCUAGACUGCAUGAAGGCGCCGGGCACACGCCGCCCAGAGAUGAAGGACGUGGCAUACCGCCUCCGUGCCCUCAUUGACAAGCACUGCCCUGACAAGGAGGAAGAGUGGGAGUGUGGCAAGGAAGAGAGUGUAAGCACCGGAAAGGAGACGUCUACCACGACAAAUCCUGGAAACGGGAGCUCAUUGCUGAGCUCAAAUUCAAGUGGUAUCAAGAGUUGGCUGUCACUGAGGUUCUCUUGGGGUUACUGA